Molecule: messenger RNA, 1491 nt
Organism: Babesia microti strain RI
Lineage: Eukaryota; Apicomplexa; Aconoidasida; Piroplasmida; Babesiidae
Product: DEAD/DEAH box helicase
Exons: 2
Coding region: 1-1491 (496 amino acids)
Molecular function (GO): nucleic acid binding; ATP binding
Source: RefSeq, a predicted model, not a curated record
AUGACAUUUCUUCUCUUCCCUCCCCAAACCCCUAAACAUGGUAAAGUUGACCAACAUGACAACUUUACUCAACUAGUUUCUACAAAUAAAGAUACAAUUAAUAAUGUAACACAUAUUAAUCUAUCUGAUACAGAUAAUUCAUACGCCGUUACAUCAAAAAAUGCCUCAGAUGGAUUUGAAGAUUCGCUUUGUGAUGAACUGGUUGAAAAUAUAGAUGAAGGUUUACCCAAAUAUUUUCCAGAAUGGAUUAUUGAAGUGGCUAAGAAGAUGCAAAUACAUAAUUUGUCGGAAAUACAGAGGCGUGCUUUGCCCUUAAUAUUUCGCGGGUUUAAUGUUAUAGCGUCUGCCCCUACAGGCACGGGAAAAACAAUUUGUUUUUGUUGGCCGAUCUUAGCUGAACUUUCCAAGAAUCCUUAUGGAGUUUUUGCCCUAGUGCUUAUGCCUAAUCGGGAAUUGGCUCUACAAGUCUCUGAACAGUUUGCCUUGUAUGGCAGUCCCAUUGGUGUAUCCGUUAUGACCGUUAUUGGAGGUACAGAUUUGAUUAGUGAAUCUGCCAAUUUGAGCUUCCGUCCAAAUAUCGUCGUGGCCACCCCCGGUCGAUUGGCUUAUCAUCUAAGGACCCCGGGCAGAAACAUUGCUGAAAUAUUUAGUGAAACUCAAUACUUAGUUUUGGAUGAAGCAGAUAAUCUACUGGCAGCUUCAUUUGAGGAAGAUUUGAUUACAAUAAUAUCUUCACUGCUAUCAAUGGAGAAGGGUCGGAAGACCUUGUUAUUUUCUGCGACUAUUAACGAAUCAAUCGAGAAUAUGCACAAAAUAUUAGAAUUUGGCAAGGUUCCAGUCAAAUUUAUUAAUGUAACAGGAGCUUUGGAUGAAAAAAUAUCUCAUUACUACAUCUUCUACCCUCGAUGCAUUCAUUUGGUACAUCUUAAUUACAUCCUUAGGUUACCACAAUUUCUCAACAAAUUAUCAGAAACUUGUAAUAAUGAUAAAAGGCAAUUACGCCAGGGUAUAAUCUUUGUAGCUACUAAAAAACGCUGUAUUUUCAUAGAAGAUUCCCUCAAGAUUCUCGGAUUUACUGUGGCUGGUUUGCAUAGUUUGUUGAAUCAAAGGGACAGAAUUAGACAACUUGACAAAUUUAGAAGAGGAACUGUUGAACUUCUAAUAGCGACAAAUGUUGCUUCAAGAGGUCUUGACAUACCUAAAGUGACAUUUGUAAUGAACUUGGACAUUUGUAUUGAUGUAAAAGAUUACAAACAUAGAGUGGGUAGGACUGGGCGAGCAUAUGAAAAGGGAAUCGCCUUGAGCUUUGUAGACGAACGUGAUGUAUCAAAGGUAGAGAAUUUUGAAAAGGCUUUGGGUUUUAAAUUAAAUAAAUUCGAAUUCCCCGAAAAGGAGUCCCUUAAAUCGUUAAACAAAGUCACUAAAGCGUCACAAGUAGCUUUGGUGCACACUGAGAUGACUUUGAAGCAGAAAUAUAAAGUAAACAAGUGA